UUCCUCCAUAGUUACGUGUUUGUGUUUUUCUUCUCUUUUCUUCUCUUUUCUUCUCGAUUACGAAAGGUCUCCUCGUCCUUCUCAAUUGCCUUUUUUAUUUAUCAUCGGUUCAUAUAACAACAACACAUCUCACGAAGAUUACUUCUUUUUUUCUUAUUAAGAUCAGAAGAAAAAAAAAAAUCUUUUAAAAUUAUCAGAAGAAGGAGAUCUCUGGUUCACGACAGGUAAAAAAAAACAGAGAGUAGUAAUGGGAUCUGAACAAAACGAUAGCACAAGCUUCACGCAGUCGCAAGCAUCAGAGCCAAAGCUAUGUGCAGGCGGAUGUGGUUUCUUUGGAUCACCAUCGAACAUGGACCUAUGUUCCAAGUGUUACAGAAGCUUCUGUGCAGAGGAGACUCAAACUGUAGUUGUCAAAGCUGCUGUUGAGAAGUCAUUCAAGCCAUCAUCAGCUCCUUCUCUUUCUCCUCCUCGUAGGCUCUUCAUAGCAGAACCUUCUGUGAAACCCGAACUACUACCAGAAAAGUCCGUCCUUGUGGUGGCUGAGCCAUCAUCUGCUGCAAGAGAAGAUGGAGAAGGAGAAGCGGUUCCGGCUCCGGUUACUGAUGAGAACAACGAGCCAUCGAGACCUGCACGACCGAACAGGUGUUUGUGUUGUAACAAGAAGGUAGGGAUCAUGGGGUUUAAGUGCAAAUGCGGCAGCACUUUCUGCGGGGAACAUCGGUAUCCCGAGACUCAUGAUUGCACCUUUGAUUUCAAAGAAAUGGGUCGUGGAGCGAUUGCUAAAGCUAAUCCCGUGGUUAAGGCUGAUAAACUUCAAAGGUUCUGAAACAUUCGAAUGUUUUCAAACGAUUUGGCGGUGAAUUUACUCAAAACAAAAUUGUAUUUGAAAUCGGUUUGGGGGUUGUAUUUGGAUUGUUUUCAAUGGGAAAGAGAAUGAAUCUGGUUCCAUAAUAAAGUGAAUCGAUGAAGUUUGGUUCUUAAUUUUA
Messenger RNA from Camelina sativa (false flax), 986 nucleotides. NCBI's taxonomy places the organism in Eukaryota, Viridiplantae, Streptophyta, Magnoliopsida, Brassicales, Brassicaceae. The record is from RefSeq and is a predicted model, not a curated record.